AUGUCAUUGAAUCAAAUGAGACCUCGAACUUCACAGCUGUUGGAACUUCAUGUUUUUUGUGUCCCAGCAGAAGUGUGGAACUUCAAGCUGAAUACAGUUAGUGUAGCUCUUACUAGCAAAUUUGUCUCAGCUGGAUUUAUAAGGGUGUCUCCUCACAUCACAUUAAGAGUGCUGCGGGAGAGGCUUGGAGAGUACCUGGGUGGAGUGACAGUCGCAGAUAAAUUCAGAUUUUUAAAAUGCAUUGGGAAAAAACUAGCAGUGGUGAAAGCAAAGCAGGAAACAGAACUGGAACUGAAGUCAUUUGCUCCUCCUUAUGCACUUUAUCCUGAAUUAUAUUUACUACCUGGAGUGGAUUAUUUUGAAGAUGUUUAUCCAUUGCUAUCAUCACCUCAACAGAAACAUCACAUUAGUGAAAAAGUUAAUAGGUUUGGUCAUGGAUCAAGAUUAUCCAGCCUUUCCCAACAGAAACCUAAAAAAGGCAAACCAUUUUUAGAAAGAAUACAAAGCAGGCAUCAGGUAGAAAAUGUGGAAGUGCCCAGUCCUGUGAAAUGGGGUGAGAAAGAGCCUGUUCCAGUUUCACACACAAACAAUAAGCAAGACAAUAACAACAGGAUUCCAGAAAAACAGUUUAAAGAAAAAGAUCAAAGUGGAUCUGAUGGAUCUCUCUUCACACCAAGUCAUUCCAGUCCUGCAGACCAGGGGUCUGGAAAGUGGGACCUGGUAUUACUGACCUCUGAGCAGAAUCAUCUCAGCCAAGAUGAAGAAGACUGCAAUGCUUCUAGGUGGAAUGACAAAGCCAAAGGAACUGCUCUUACUCAUGUAAACCACAGUGAUGAACAAGGCCAGGAACUAGCAAACAUGGAAAAUAAUGAGCACCAAAAAGAUACCAAAUUAAGAAGAGACAGAAUACAGGGUGCUGAAAUUCUUAAAAUAAGGGAAGACCAAACUACAGAUUAUGUCCACAAAAAACAAAGCUUGCAGCAAAACAGAACUAAGAAGACUAGAGUUGUUCUUGGUGAAAAACUGGAUAAUCAGGCAGAUGAAAACAAGCAAAAUCAUCUUACUUGUCCAAAAGAGUGUAUUUCAGCUCCUAGUUCACCUUUUUUGGCAUUUACUGUAAAUCCAGCUCAAGUUCCUGUAAUUCAGGCAGCAAAAAACAGGAUGGCAGAACAACUGCAACAAAUGAAGGAAGACAGAAGGCACAUGGAAAAAACUAGAGAAGAACUGAGAAAAAAAGCUAAAGGGCUACUGGAGCAAAAUAAGCUGAGGGGAUACCAUGUGCGUGAGGAAUGGAAGAAGAAGUACUUUGAAACCAAGAAAGCUACAGUUUCACUGGAGGACACUUUAAACAAACUGCAACAAGAUUUAGAGCUUUGCCACCAGAAAUUGCUCUUGCAACUGGAAGCCAGAAAUAGCCAAAAACGACCAAACAAAACAACAACUUCCAAGAAUUACACAAUCAUCCGGAUUGCCACAGUGCAGCACGAACUCCAUCAACUGAGGAGGAAGCUAGAGGAUACAAAAAUGAGACUCCUCAUAGAAAUUAAGAUGAGAAAGCAAGCAACAUCUGAUUUACAAGCACUGAGAGCAGAACUGACCCAAAAGAAGAUUCAUUCAGCUUUAAUUCUCCAGUCCAGAAUAUCAGGAAUUUAAGAAGAUGACAUGAGUAACAUCUGUGAAAUGUACAGCUCUCUAGUGUAUGGGAAAGAGAGUUUCAGAGCAUUAAUUUGUAUGUUCUUGAAGUAAUUUUGUAAAAAGACAUUAACUAUAUAAAUGUUGUGGAAUUUGUAUACUAGGCUACUGAGGUAAUGCAGCUCACUUCUUUUUAAAUCUCACUGUAAGAUCAGUCAACUACUUAAACAUACAGUUUAAGCUAGU
This is a messenger RNA of Melospiza georgiana, 1878 nucleotides long. RefSeq names its product spermatogenesis associated 1 (gene SPATA1). The transcript has 13 exons. NCBI's taxonomy places the organism in Eukaryota, Metazoa, Chordata, Aves, Passeriformes, Passerellidae. The record is from RefSeq and is a predicted model, not a curated record. Bases 1 to 1653 code for a protein of 550 amino acids.